Molecule: messenger RNA, 4667 nt
Organism: Lineus longissimus
Lineage: Eukaryota; Metazoa; Nemertea; Pilidiophora; Heteronemertea; Lineidae
Product: lysophospholipid acyltransferase 2-like
Exons: 12
Coding region: 225-1496 (423 amino acids)
Biological process (GO): lipid modification
Cellular component (GO): membrane
Molecular function (GO): acyltransferase activity
Source: RefSeq, a predicted model, not a curated record
CCACCUACGCUGGAUCUCGGCUGCUGGAAGCUCUGGCAGAAAUAUCAGGAGUUCGCCUCGAUCAGUUGAACUUUGUGGUGUGUCAGCUGAUAGCAUUAUGUCUCGGCCCCGUGUAUCGUAUACAUCUCCACCCGGCCAAGGUCGGAGCAAAUGUCCGUCAUUUUGUGGCGGUGGUUGUUGGUAUUCUACUGAGCUACUUUUGCUUUGGAAGCCAAAUCGCUCACAUGUUUAUCCAAUCCAUUGUUUGCUAUGCGAUAAUGCGCUUGUCUCCUCCUGACAUGAUGCAUAAAUUAAUGUUUGUGUUUUCCAUACUCUAUUUGUCGGUCAUGCACAUCGAGCGACAAAUCUUUGACUAUGGUGUGUGGCAACUAGAUGUUACUGGACCGCUGAUGAUCUCCACUCAAAAAUUAACGACCCUCGCGUUCAGUAUCCAUGAUGGUAUGAUCAAAGACAAAUCAAAGUAUACGGAGGAACAAAAGAAACGAUCAAUAAGCUCUCCGCCCAGCGCUUUAGAAUUCUUCAGCUAUCUGUUCUACUUCCAUGGGGUAAUUAUUGGACCGUUCUGUUUCUAUGACGAAUAUGUCGAAUUUGUGGAGGGGAGGCAGUUUGAUAGAGCUUUAAAGGAGAAAGACGUAAAGCAAAAGGACUUCAAGGAGCCAACCCCAGUUAAAGCUGUGAUGUAUAAAUUAAUGGUCGCCAUGAUCAACUUGACGAUAUGGUUCACGUUAGCACAGUGGUAUCCUAAAAAACAGAAUGCAGAUGCAGACUUCAUCGCUGACAACGGAUUUAUAAUCCGUUUUAUUUUCCUCUUGUUUUCCGUAUUCUUCUCAAGAGCGAAGUAUUAUUUUGCGUGGAGUUUGGGCGAGGCGAUCAGCAACUCGGCAGGUAUAGGCUUCAAUGGCUUCGACAAGAAUGGAGACGCUAAGUGGGACUUGGUGAAAAAUGUAGAUAUUUAUGAAUUAGAGACUGCGACAAGCUUCCGCACGUUAAUCGCCAACUGGAACAUACAGACGACCAAUUGGCUCGGAUAUUGUGUGUAUACACGUGCCCCAUACUGGCGAACAUUCCUUACAUACGGUCUCAGUGCCGUCUGGCAUGGCUUUUAUCCCGGAUACUACCUCUCGUUUAUAGGGGGCGCUAUGUUCACCACAGCAGCUAGAAAUGUGCGGCGGACAGUGCGACCAUACUUCGUCACCUCGAAACUAAAACACCAAUGUUACGAUGUGGCCACCUGGUUUAUGGCUCAAUUAGCUCUUGCCUAUUUUGUCGUACCAUUCACCGUUUUAGAACUUGUACCCUCCCUUCGAUUCUUCCAUAAUAUGUACUGGUUUCUUCACAUUGCUACAAUCCUAGUGUUAAUAUAUCCUACACCUAGAUCACCGAGGCGAGAAAAGAAAGACCCAACAGAGGUGGCAAAUGGCCCGAAGGUAAACGGGGGCAAUACAGCUCUGGAAGACUCGACAGGGACUGUAGAAUCGAAUAAAAAAACGGACUAACCAUUUUGAAACAAUGCUCAGGACUUUUGAACAGUUUAUAAUCUGGCAGUGAUAGGUUCCAUUGUUGUUACAGUUAGGUUGGCCGGAAGCACUAGUGCUACUCUGUGCAUUGUGUGCAUUCAAUGCACUGUUGGAAGCACUAGUGCUACUGUGUGCAGUGUCUUGAGUGUGUGUUGAAUGCACUACUGGAAGUACUUGUGCAACUCAGUGCACAGUGUGUGUUGAAUGCACUGUCUUCAAACACCUGAACCUGGAACUAAGGGUACUAUAAAUUGGGUAUUUUUCACCCAAGUUUGAUUAAUGCCUCGCACAUUUUAGAAUAUUUUGGUCAGGUUUGAAUGGCAGACUUGUCGUAGACAAUUAGUGAAUGAUUCUACCAGUUGAGCUGAAGGUUUAAUUCAGACGACAUUUUCUGAAAUUCUGUUCAAAAUGAUCAAAAUGUUGCUGUAAUUUACAUUCACACAUGUUGUAACCCAUAUUGUACAUAGACAUUUUGUGAAUCACUUUCUAGAGAUGCAUUUAAAUACUCAUGUUAUGUGAUGUAAGGUUUUUAUUCGGGUGGUGUCGGCCAAUAUUGUUACGAACCUGCAAAACAGGUUUACAAUCCUGGAUCAUGGUCCCAAAAUGGUCAUCAACUGACGAAAUAAGUGCCACUGUUCAAUAGAUUUAUAGUUGAAUGCCUUCAAACUAUGUUAUUUCUAAUUGUGGAUUAUAAAUUUUAACCAACCUGUGUAGGGUUGAUUAAGAUGGCCUACCCUUCCGAAACGAAUCCCACCAUUGCUUCAUUGAGUUAUUUGAUAUUCUUCGUCAACUUUCACAACAAUAUUGUGACUUCUGUGCCUUCUUAUUCUUCCUAGGAGAUCGUGGGAGGACCUACAAAUGAUCCUAGGCUUAUCACAGGUCAGAAGUAGUGUAAAAUAGGUCAGUAGUUGUAGUGGUCUUCUAGAUGGCUUCAUCACAUCUGGAUGUAGCCAUCUAAGAAGUUGUGAUGUCUCCUGACAGAUUUUGCAGUAAGUUAAUUGAGUAAGCGAUAGAUGCACAAUGCUUGUUUAUGUUGACAGUAAACCGUGAAAUGUUCACAAACCCGAAACAGGCUAAUUUGCUCAUUUUAAAUCAUUCAGUCCGUUUGUUACUGUGGGAUACCGGUUGAAACUAAAAGUGGACCGGCCUAUUUCUAACACAGGCUACCUGACCUUCAAGUGUUUGCUGUGUGUUGCAUAGAAAAUGCUAAAUGUUAGAUUUUUCAUAUUCUAUUGUCUUUGUUAGUGUCGGAUAAUCGAGUGGAUAAAUUUAUGAAUUUGUUUAUCAUAAUUUGUUUUUUGUGCCGAGACUUUCUCCCACAAUAAGUUCCUCCCUAUUUGGCUGCAAACCUUGUCUUGCGCCGAAUGCAGAUAACACUAGGUUUGGUCCCAAAUUGGUUGUUUCUAUUCAAUUUGUCCUCUCUAAUCAGGACACCUCUCUAUUAAGGACAGCACUUGUCAGUCCCAAGGGUGUCCUUUAUAGAGAGGUUCCACUGUACUAGGGAAAAUUUUGUUUCUUGGGACCUAUAGUUUCCGGUCUCGGCCACUGAAUUCCAUUAGAUGAUUAGAUGAAAUAGGGGGGAAGUUUCGAUGAAUUUUUAGACUGCCUCUCUGUGUGCUAGGCAGAUGUCUUCUUUGUUAGCUAUAUAUACUGUACGUUUUCUUGUUGUUUUUUAGUGAUCUCGGUAACAUCUGAUUGGUUUCUAGGAGUUUCUAGGAGUUUCUUAGGCUAUUGAGAACAUCAGACAAUUGAGUUUUGGCAGUGUUGUUCAAUUUUCUGAAAUAAGCACAUUUUGAUUUUUUGCCUAUAACCAAGGAGAGAUAAAUUCUCUAUUUGUUCUCACUAUAACUUCUCUCGCUGUGCAUAUCAACUGAAACAUAUUAUCAUAAUGUGAUAUAAAACUUUUCUCGUUUAUUUAUUAUGUAUCCAUAGUGUUGUCACACCAGCAAGUUUUACUAGGCUUUGACUUAAUCUUUGCUAAAAGAACACCAUACUUGCUUUGCACCCUUGGUUUGAUAUUUGCCCUCCAGGGGGCACCUCUUUUGAUGAUUGACUUCAAAAUGCUUGUCCAUGUCAAGAAAUGAACCACCUUGUACCAGCAGUGUGUGAAAUUUAACAGACUGCUGGUCAACUUUAACUUUCAUGUCUUGAUGACCAGCCUAAAGUUGGCUACUAUUCCAUUUUCCUGAUUCCCAAGUCACAGCUAAAUUACUUAUUCCCUAUUCUCAGUCUAUUGGCUCAGUGAGAGAGCCAUAGGAAGCGUUAGGGUCAGUUUAUUUGUGGGAAUGAAGUCCCAAUCCACAUGGAAUGAAGUAGCCAACUGUAACAUCGUGUUUUUGCUGUGCCUUGUUUGUUGAAAGUUUUAGGCCUGGCCACUAGGGGGCAAUGAUUAUCAGUUUCUGAGCAAACUUGCAUUUAUGGGAAAUUCAUUGUUUGUAGUGCCAUCUUAAAGGCUCAGUCCUACCAUAUAGUUAGCUCACUUUGAAUAGUACAACAGUAGUAAUAAAAUAUUCUCAAUUAUGAAUUAUUGAUAGGACAUGUAAUGGCAGGACUGGGUCUUUGAUAUCCAAAGUUCGACUUGAAUCUGCUUGGCAACUUUUUGUUGUAAUUUUAGUGUUAAAAAAGAAGUGAAAGUGUGAAAUGCCAGGCCUGUUUGCACAUUUUUUUACAAAAUUACCUGCUGGGAAUGCACGAACACUUUCCUCUCCCGCAAGUGGGCGAGUUGUUGAAUAUUGGAUGGCCUUUCAAGUGGUGCCACCUCUGUGGAGGAUUGUGUACUAGCAUUUCCAGCCCACAACUAGGAAAUCAAUUUCAGGGAUUGACCUUGCUCUUAAAGGGAGACUACAGACAGAAGCCAGGGAGGUCAGAUUAUGUUACGGAAAAUUGCCGUCAGGGUCUCUUCUAUCUCACAAUAUAUCAAAACUAUUUAAAGUUGCACAAAUCGCUUAAUCAAAUAUGUCACCUGAAGACCCCAAAGUUGGCUCCCAGGUCCCUGCCUAUAGUCCCCCUUUAAUUCUGUUCAGAAAAUGUGUAACAACAUUUGGCACAUUUCAUACUGCAAGAUUUUAUUUGUAGAUAUUCAACGAAAAACGGUUUCUUGUGUGAAAUGCACUCAAUGAUAAAACAUGUUAAUAAAUUUGUUCUAGUAAA